Galeopterus variegatus (Sunda flying lemur) is the source of this 837-nucleotide messenger RNA. Its product is annotated as S-phase kinase-associated protein 1-like. Gene Ontology annotation, biological process: SCF-dependent proteasomal ubiquitin-dependent protein catabolic process. Gene Ontology annotation, molecular function: cullin family protein binding. Gene Ontology annotation, cellular component: nucleus; cytoplasm. The transcript is spliced from 4 exons. The record is from RefSeq and is a predicted model, not a curated record. Lineage: Eukaryota; Metazoa; Chordata; Mammalia; Dermoptera; Cynocephalidae.
AUGAAAAGAUCUAGAGACUUCAGAGAGCUCAGCAUGUUCAGAGGCAUGGAAGUAGUUCAGUCAGGUGAAGGAGUGGUGAAGGAUGUGUCAAAUAUUGCUAGAGCAGGAGACAGCAUGCAAUGCUUGCAGACCAUGGGAAAGAGUGUAGAUUUUAUUCUGAAGAGCCAACAAGAUCAAACUUGCUUUAGCAAGAUCACUCUGGCUGCAAGGAGUGUACCAGAAACAGGGGAACCAAGAGUGCUAUUGAAUGCAGUAAGACCGAACACUGUGCCUUCAAUUAAGUUGCAGAGUUCUGAUGGAGAGAUAUUUGAAGUUGAUGUGGAAAUUGCCAAACAAUCUGUGACUAUCAAGACUACCAUGCUGGAAGAUUUGGGAAUGGAUGAUGGAGAUGAUGACCCAGUUCCUCUACCAAAUGCUAAUGCAGGAAUAUUAAUAAAGGUCAUUCAGUGGUACACCCACCACAAGUAUAAACCUCUUCCUCCUGAGGAUAACAAAGAAAAGUGAACAGAUGAUAUCCCUAUUUGGGACCAAGAAUUCCUGAAAGUUGACCAAGGAACACUUUUUGACCUUAUUCUGGCUGCAAACUACUUAGACAUCAAAGGUUUGCUUGAUGUUACAUGCAAGACUGUUGUCAAUAUGAUCAAGGAGAAAACUACUGAGGAGACCUGCAAGACCUUCAAUAUCAAAAACGACUUCACUGAAGAGGAGGAAGCCCAGGUACGCAAAGAGAACCAGCGGUGCAAAGAGAAGUGUAAUGUUGUGUCUGAUGCUGUAAGGAUUGUUCCAAUACCAGUUGCACUGCUCUGCUUAUCGCUGUUAGUACUAGACAAACAGUAG